This is a messenger RNA of Mercenaria mercenaria, 570 nucleotides long. RefSeq lists its product as uncharacterized. The transcript has 8 exons. The record is from RefSeq and is a predicted model, not a curated record. The coding region runs from base 1 to 570 and encodes 189 amino acids. NCBI's taxonomy places the organism in Eukaryota, Metazoa, Mollusca, Bivalvia, Venerida, Veneridae. Gene Ontology annotation, molecular function: calcium ion binding.
AUGGCGUUACGGAACCAGCCAUUAAAAAGCCAGAAACAAAAGAUCAGCGUUUGGCAACGUGAUUACGAAAAAAAACCAACUUACAUGGAAGUGUCAUUAAAAGCUCCACCAGUAAGCAGGGAUAAGGAAGAUGAGGGGAAACCAUACUUUGUUGACAUUCCAUCACCGGACCAGUUUGUUAACUGCAAAAUACAUUCGACAUGUGUGGUAGCAUUAUAUGUCAAAUCAACGAUCAAGGUGGUAGAUGUACACGUGACUGAAAGUUACAUUGAUCGAUAUCAGUUGGGUCCAAUACAGAUCGUGAUACAUAAAGGUGAAACAGUGUACCAAACGGAUCUUUCAUUUGAACACUCACUGCAUGGGAAGGAACAGAUCUGCUUUGUGGCAAAGAAUAAAAAUGGAGUUGAAAGUGAGAAUGUUUGCAUACAGAGUAAAAUUGAACCUCCAAAUCCGUGUGUAUCUGCGCCAUGCUUGAAUUCAGCUACCUGUGUAAUGGAAACAGAUACAGGAGGAUUCACUUGUCGCUGUCUGUCUGGAUUUUCGGGCAAAACAUGUCAAAUUAGUUAUUAG